Cylindrotheca closterium is the source of this 6891-nucleotide messenger RNA. Lineage: Eukaryota; Bacillariophyta; Bacillariophyceae; Bacillariales; Bacillariaceae. The record is from the annotation of a GenBank genome assembly.
AUGAAGUUUAGCUCGACUCUAUUGAGUUUGGCCGCUGUUGCUGCUUUCCCAAGCAUUGCCAACGCAGCUUCUACUCCGACUUGCGAAGAGCAAAGCGGUUGUAUCCAAUUCAGUGUCAACAAGUUGAACUCCGAUUCCUGUGGUCUGGGCGGAGAAUGUGCUGUUGAAGUAUGUAUGCAAGUGAAGAAUAGUUUCCCUGGCUGUGCCAAGGAUGACACUUUCAGCCACAUGUGUAUGCAGAGUGACAGCAACGGUUGUCCCGCAUGGAAGGAUGCCGAUAAGACUAUUCCUCUUUUGGGAGGUGUCGAAGACGGCGGGUCUUGUCAGAGUGGAAAGAAGUAUGGAGAAGGCUCUGGCGCUGGAGAUCAAAUCUUUCUUGGAAAAUGCGAAGAAAAGAGUGAUAUCACAAUGUGCCAAGAGGGAAAGCCAGGCCAGACUCUCUACUGGAUUCUCAAGGACGGAAAUGAAAAAAAUAACCCUUCGGAAGACAAGACUUUCACCUUGCCCUUCGCUCUUAACGGAGCAGACACGGGGUGUACCAGUGAUGUUAGAUGCUGGAACGAUGAGUACAAUUGUGGAGCUACGUAUAAGAAGGCACAAGCGCCGAAGGAGCGUACUUGGGCUUUCACUAUUCCAUCUUCUAAUGGAGGCUCUUGUGAUGCCUGUGGAACACCAGCACUCCCUCCUACCUGGACUCCUUUUGCGGAAAGGACGGUCAAUGGCGUUUUCAGCAACGACGUUUCGCCUGCCCGUUUGACUGCUCAUAUGAACGCCAACCCUGAUGCGAUUAUCCAUCGUCACUGUCCCAGUUGUUCCAAAGACUCCCACAAGGAUAUUUACUACAAGCGUGUGACUCCUGUCCCGGAUCAAGCUGCCUUUGAUGCGGAUAGUGGAGACGCCACUGAUUUUGUUGAUAUCUUUGUCAAAAACUGGAUGAGUACUCCCAGCAACGCUAUCAACACUGAUUUUAAGUUGUACAGCAGCUACGAAGAUGCUGUCGAAGAUGCGAAUGCCUGGACCUACUGCAACUACGAUGAUGAUUGGGUCGGUUUCCCGCGCGAUUGUGGACCAACUGGAUUUACUCCUGGUCAAUGGAUCUCUAUCCACUCAGGAACCUGGACCUUUGAAGUCACUGGAGAAGUUCCUGUUCUCGUGGAAGAGCCCACAGUUUGGACAACCUUUGCUUCGAAGGAUGCAACCUACUCUUCGAAUGUUUCUGGUGCUAGCUUGACUGCUCACAUGAAUGCCAACGCUGAUGCCAUCAUCCACCGUAACUGUCCAGAUUGUGCUGAUUCUCACAAGGACAUCUACUACAAGCGCCUCACACCUGUUCCAGAUCCAGCUACUUUUGAUGCCGACUCUGGAAAGGCAAAGAACUUUGUUGACUUGUUCACUGACAACUGGGUGGACACUCCCAGCAACAAACUCAAUGUUGACUUCAAGUUGUACAGUACAUAUGAGGAUGCUGCAUUGGACAACAAGGGGUGGUCGUUUUGCAACUACAACUCGGCCGGUGUUGGAUUCCCUCGUGAUUGUGGACCAACUGGAAAUAAGGGUGGCCAAUGGAUCAACGACGAGAACUGGUCUAAGAAGUACACUUUCAGAGUGACCGGAGAGGUUUCAAAUCUUGUCGAUGAGCCUGCUGAGUGGACCACCUUUGUUUCAAAGGACGGCACAACCAUCUCGAACUCUGUUUCAGCUGCACGAUUGACUGCCCAUGUCAAUGAGAAUGGUGCCAUCAUCCGCCGUAUCUGUCCAACUUGCCAGUCGAAGGAUCACAAGGAGAUUUAUUACAAGCGGAUCACUCCUGUUCCAAAUCAAGAUGACUUCGCCAGUGCUCCCAAAGUCUUCGACUUUGUAGACUUAUUUGCCAACGCUUGGACGAGCUCUCCGAACAACGAGAUCAAUGUGGAUUUUAAGUUAUACAGUACCUACGAAGAUGCUGUCUUGGAUAACAGUGCUUGGAGCUACUGCAAUUACGAUAGUUCGCAAGUUGGAUUCCCUCGCGACUGUGGACCCACUGGAUUUGCCCCUAAUCAAUGGACCACGACCCGCACGUGGGGUAAGGACUUUGUCUUCGAAGUUGAAGGAACGGUCCUUUUCCACGAGCUUGAUACUGUCUGGACUGAGGUUGCCAGUGUCACCAGUGGCACCUUUGAGCAAAACGAAGAUGUUACUGCCGAAUCUUUGGCUGCGCAUGUCGAACAAGAAGGUGCCAUCAUCCACCGAUCGUGCCCAUCUUGUGCAGAUACUCACAAAGACAUUUAUUACAAGCGAAUCACUCCUAUUCCCGCACAAAGCGACUUUGAUGGAGCGACUCCUGACAAUUUCUUGGACCUCUUCACCGAAAAUUGGUUCAGCACCCCAAGCAACAAACUCGAUAUUGAUUUCAAGUUGUACAGUUCGUACGAUGACGCUUUCCUUGAUGUCAACGCCUGGACUUAUUGCAACUAUGAUAAUGAGCAUGUUGGAUUUCCUGGUGAUUGUGGGCCAACUGGAUCCGAAGCUGACCAAUGGAACUCCAAGAGCCAAACUGGAAAGGACUACACGUUGUACGCUGCCGGAGUCAUCCCUUUGCCUGCAUACAAUGAAUGGGAUGUCAUCGCUAGCAGUGCUGCUAAUGUCAAGAAUGUUGAGGUCGAUGAUGCCAUGCUUCGACAACACUUGGCGACUACGAAUGGCAUUAUUCGUCGCUUCUGUCCUGGUUGCAGCGACCCUCUCCACAAGGAAAUCUACUACAAGCGAAUCACCCCACUUCCGGAGCCAAGUGAAUUCGACGGAACGACUCCAGAAGACUUUUUGGAUCUUUUCUUGAACAAUUGGUUCGAUCAGCCAAAGAAUGAGCUCAACGUGGAUUUUGAGCUCUACUCAACAUAUUUGGAUGCGCGUACUGGUGAGAAUAAGUGGGCCUACUGUAAUUAUAACGACGCUACUGUUGGUUUCCCACGCGACUGUGGGCCACAAGGAAAGCUUGGAAACGGAUGGAUCUCGAUGUCCAAGCAUUGGACCAGGGAUUUCAGCUUUGAAGUGGAAGGUAACUUGGAACCAGUGAUUCAAGCUGCAUCUUUGUCUGCUAUUGAAGAAUGGACUGUCGUUGCCGAAGCAACUCAUACUACUAAGACUAAGUAUUACGCGAGCGAAGCCCAUGUCAUGAAGCAUGUUGUCGACAGCACAAACGGCAUCAUUCGGCGACUCUGCCCCAGCUGUGCCGAAUCUCACAAAGAGAUCUACUACAGACGGUUGACAAGUUUCCCAACAGUUGAUGAGUACAAGAAUUCCGCGUCUGCCGCUAGCAGUUUCAUGGAUAUGAUGAUCAACAACUGGUACAGCUAUCCCAAGAACGUUCUUGACACUGAUUUUGCCCUAUUCUCUACCUACGAGGAUGCUCUUGCAGGAAUCAAUGCUUGGAACUUUUGCAACUACGAUAAUUCUGGAGUCGGUUUCCCACGUGAUUGUGGUCCAAAUGGAUUUGUUGCCUCCCAAUGGACCUCGUUUGAACGCAAUACUGGAAGAUUAUUCGCGUUCUCUGUUGAAGGAAGCGUCCCACCAGAACCUGAAUUGGCGGCCUUGGCAGAUUCGGAAGGGUGGACUGGAGUGGCCCGAAAGAGUGCAGGUAUCCCUUACCAGUGUUUGAGCGAUGAGGAAUUCCGCACACAAAUGGAAGCGACAAACGGAAUCGUUCGCCGUCUGUGUCCAUCAUGCACAAACCCAACUCAUCGCGAGAUCUACUACAGAAGAAUUACUCCCAUUCCCGACCAGUCAGAAUUCGAAACUUCAGAUGCUAAGAAUUUCUUGGACUUGUUCUUGGACAACUGGAUGAAAGAGCCUUCGAACGAAUUGAACAUCGACUUUGAGUUGUAUUCGACAUACGAAGAUGCUCGAAAGGGUCGCAGCAAGUGGACCUACUGCAACUACGAUGACAGCGGCGUUGGAUUUCCACGAGACUGUGGCCCGCACAGUUUCACUCCAUCUCAGUGGACUUCGACCUCUCGCAGAUCACAAGAUUUCGUUUUUGAGGUCGAAGGAAACUUUGCUACUGACAAUGAGUGCAAGCCACCACCAAAGGCAUGUGUUGCGACUGGUUGGGGUGAUCCACACAUGAUUACAUUUGACGGAUUGAAAUAUGAUGCGCAUGCAAUUGGCGAAGUUAUCAUGAUGAUGUCGCAGGAUUCUGAUCUCAUGGUGCAGGCCCGUUUGGAAAAGGUCGUUGGGCACGGAGCCGACCCUGCAGCAACAACUGGUGUGGCCAUCCGCGAAAACCCAAUGGCUGAUGGCACUGAAUAUCCGCUUGUUCAGGUAUCCAUGACAUCUGGAGAGAAUCCUCCCCUUACUUUGUUUAACUGUCCCGUUGAACUGUACAUCGAUCAAGUCAAGCAAGAGGAUCUUUUCGCUGGAUACCAUUCGAACGAUGUGAAGGUCGAAGUUCAUAUGAACACCGGAAGGAUCCAUAUUGAGUACCCCGACCUUCAGCUCAACUUGAAGGUUUUGCAGUUCAUGGACCUAUGCCACUUCACUGUUACCUACGCCUUAUUGAACGACUGUCGCCCCGAGGAGAGCAUCAUUGGUCUUCUUGGAUCUCCAGAUGACGACGCCACUAACGACUGGAUGAAACGAGACGGUACUGUUGUUGAUCUUCCUUCUGGUGGACUCUCAUCAUUUUUCUUCGGACCAGCGUAUGAAUACGUCACCCAGAACUGGUGUAUCUACACGGAGAACGAGAGUCUUUUUACUUAUCAGCCUGGCUACAACUUUACUUACUACGAGCACUGCGGCGUCGAUUACAACCCCGAGUUGGAGAGAUCUCUCGAAGAAGCCACUCCGGAGCAGCUCGAAAAAUGUGGGGAUGGGAAUACAGCAUGCUUGUUGGAAGCGGUGAACUUGGGUGAAGGUGCCGCCGAUCAAUCGCUUGAAACACCCGGUGCUGAUGAAGAAGAACCGGAAGAAAUCAAGCUUCUGAAAACAGAAGCCAGCAGCAUCAUUUCUGAUAUUGUCUUGGAGGUUCCUGAUACACCGCCUGCUGAUGGAGAUUGUCCUGUUUGCAGAGCCGUUGGUUGGGGAGAUCCUCACAUUAUCACUUUUGAUGGAGUUUCAUACGAUGUCCACGUCAAGGGUGAGCUAACUUUCCUGAAGUCAACCGAUCCAGAGAAUGACUUCACUAUCCAAGCAAGAACUGUCGCUGUCAAGAACCAUCCGAAAGGACCGGCCGUGACAAGCGGUGUCUUGGUUCACAAAACUGGACAACCUACUAUCCAAGUCUCUCUUGGCGAGGAUGAAGGAAGUGAGCUAGCAACUGGCUUCACUGUAAGCAACAACGAGUGUCCAGUGCAAUUGUUUGUGGAUGGAGAAGCAAGAGAUAUUACCACCGGAACCGGUUUGGCUGAUGCCACUGUUCAAGUGAAGGGCAAUCGCAUUGUUGUUGAGUAUUUGGAUCUUCAAAUGCGCAUGGAUAUGAGUGUGCGAUCGUGGAGGGAUGAGUGUCACUUCUCGGUGACCUACUUCUUGGCCGACUGUCCGUGUGAUGGUAGCUUGGUUGGUAUUCUUGGACAGCCAGAUGGUGAAUGGUCGAAUGAUUGGCACGAACCUGACGGAACCCCAGUUGAUAUUCCUCGCAGUAGUCGCAAGCGUCGUGGUCGCGAAGCAUACGACUACUCGUUGACUUGGUGUUUGGGUCGUGAUGCAUCGCACUUCACUUAUGAACCAGACAUGAGCCAUGGUGACUUUGACUUGUGUACUGGAAUCAAGGGUGAUGACAACUAUGAUGUCGAUGUUGAUGAGAUCAUCGAAGAAGCAAGCCCAGAGGUCAUCGAGCAGUGUACGACUGAUAAUACCUUGGAUGAGGGCUGUGUUAUCGAAUGCGUGUUUCUUGGAGAAGGAGCAUGCGAUGAAUAUGUCGAGAUUGUUCAGAAUACUCAAACUGCUGACAUUCCGGAUACUCCAGAGGAAACUCUAGAGGAAACUCCAGAGGACACUCCAGAUCUUCCUGAUAUUGACGACACCCCGGACGACACUCCAGAAGAUGACACUGACGUUGGAACCUCUGAUAAUAGCAACACCAGCCCCACUGAUACUGAAGGUAUCCCAGAAGACAAUGAUACUCCAGCCGAAGAAAAUGACACACCCUCUGGAAGUCUCGGUGAUCCACAUUUCCGCGCAUGGAACAACGAUCAUUUCGAAUACCAUGGACAAUGUGAUCUCAUGCUCGCCAAGGACCCCGACUUUGCUGAUGGUCUUGGAAUCGAGGUUGAGAUUCGUACCAAGCUUGUUCGAUUCUGGAGUUAUAUCAAGAGUGCUGCCAUUCGCAUCGGUGAUGAUAUUUUGGAAGUCCAAGGCUCUGCCGACCCCGAGGUUGGUGUGACCGAAUACUGGAUGAAUCUUGAAUAUCAAGGUCCCAUCAAGACUCUUGGAGGUUUCCCAGUAACUGUUUCCGCAAGAAGUCAGAGAAAGCGCAGCUUUGUGAUUGAUUUGAGUUCCAAGUUCCCCGGCGAGAAGAUCGAAAUCUCCACCUUCAGAGAGUUCGUCAAGGUCGACUUUAUCAAAUCUUCGGAAGCAUCCUUUGGUAAUGCCGUCGGUAUGUUGGGUGAUAAGAAAACUGGAAAGCUUCUCGGAAGAGAUGGAACCGAAAUGGAUGACUUCUACGCCCUUGGAGCCCAAUGGCAAGUCCGUCCCGAUGAAAACAUGUUGUUCCACCGUGCUGAAGACCCUCAGUUCCCCAAGGCUUGUGUGAUCCCUGAAGAUCCCCAAGGAGAACGUCGUCGUCGCCUUGAUGAGCAAUCCGUUACUGUAGAUCAAGCCGAGGCAGCCUGUGCUGCAUUGAAGAAUCCGCUCGAUCGCAAGGACUGCGUUUAUGACAUCUUGGCCACCCAGGACCUCGACAUGGUUGGGGCAUUCUAA